This is a messenger RNA of Periconia digitata, 2066 nucleotides long. The record is from the annotation of a GenBank genome assembly. Lineage: Eukaryota; Fungi; Ascomycota; Dothideomycetes; Pleosporales; Periconiaceae.
CCCCCCCCCCCGCUAUCCGUCGGCGCCUUCAUAAUAUAUACAGCACUGAAGUUGCUCGCGCCAUGGCUGCCUUCGUAUCGACCGAAGUCGACGACGAUAAGCCCCACUACAACGACGUGCCCCCACCACCGCUCCAACCGCAACAGCACGCCUUCGCUCACCAACUCAGCCCGCCUCCUCCACCUCCUCCUCACAGCUACUCGUCCACGCCCACCACCACAAAUUCCGCCUCGUCCUCGUCCCAACCCCCGCGCAUCUCCCACCGCCCGUCUGGCGAUUUCCGCCACACCUCCUCGGGCAACAUGCCUGCUCAGAACCCCAACGGGUCCAUGCCCGUGCCCGCCGCCGCCGCGUCGCAUAGCCGCAUGAGCAACGGUCACGCCCAACCUUCGAACAUGCGAGACAUGGCCUUUGCCGGCCCGCGCAGUCCCCCGAACAACAAGAGCACUUCCCAUGUGCCUUGCAAAUUCUAUCGCCAAGGCGCCUGCCAGGCCGGCAAAGCCUGUCCUUUUCUGCACUCUGACGAGCCGCUGACCGAGCGCGCGCCCUGCAAAUACUUCACAAAGGGAAACUGCAAAUUCGGCCCCAAGUGCGCCCUCGCUCACAUCCUACCCAACGGCCAUGUCGUGAACCGGAACAACGGCGGCGGAGGGGGAGGUGCCGGUCCAUUCGGCCGCAUGAACAUCCCGCACCACCCCGAUCCUGCACCCAACAGCUCUCUUCUCACCAUGCAAGCUCACAUGGCGCCCAUGCAGCAGAACUAUCCUCCGUAUGCCAUGCACGACGACUUCCUGCAGAAAUCCCAUUACGACAUGAUCCCCACCAUCGAUACCACCUUCUCUUCCCACCCAGGUUCCAACUAUGGUUCCCCACCAAACGAAAAUGGUCGCACGCCCAUGUCACCUCCUCUGAAAGGCCUCACGGUCGCAGAUGUGGGCCUACCUGCGUCUUUCGAUAGUCAAGGCAUCUCUGAAAUGGCGAGGUGGGGUCCUGUUGCCUCGUCUGUCCCUACCAAGUUCCUCGCCAACUCUCCGCCUUCAUCCUUCGCUGGUGAUUCCUCAGCUCUGCGAAACUUGCACGAUUCCGCCUUUGGAAACGGAUCGCGGAGACCUGCUGCUGCCUUGGGCUCCUCGCCACCCGAUCCGACUGACCCUUAUUACGGACGUCGCAUCAUGCAUUCGGAACUCGGCGCCCCUCGGUCGCGCGGUAUGCUCUCAGCUAGCGUUGGAGCUCGUGGUCCAUUUGCGGCUAAUGACGAGUGGGACGAUUCGGAUCUUAUAGGAAAAUUCGAGGAGGACAUGCUCCCUAGCUCGCUGAACGAUUUGUUGACGCCGGAGGAGAAGUUCCGCCGGUUUUCUCGCGACCAGAACGAGAAUGACGGAAAUCUGCUCUCCCAUCGGGGAUCCAUGUCCAGGCUGGGCGCGUCGCCAACAGCGUCAGACAUGAAGAUUGGAUCGCCAUCCGGUGCAACCUCGUCGCCCUCUCGCUAUCAAUCUCUCUGGGGAAAACGACCGGGCCAGGAUGGUGCCGAGACUAACUCUGCAGCUUCGCAGUUCGGCCACGUCGGAUCUCCUCUUCGCAAUUCGUCUCUGCAUCCAAACGCCAGCCCUUCUCUGCGUGCCCUACCUCGACCUGCGCCCGGCGAUUCCAGUUCUUUCUUCGCUUCUCCUCCCCGUCAAGCUUCUAUGAGCAUGAUCAGUCAGCAGCUCCAGCGCACUCGACUCUCGUCGCGCGCUUCGGAAGAUGGCGCUUUGCCCGUCCAUAUGCCUGUACACCCCGGGAUGAACCGACUUACUUCAGCGUCGAGUGUUGGUAGCUCAACUGGCCGUAUGGGUAUUGACCGCGCCGUCAGCAGUAGCAGCAUCAACCGGGAGCGGAUCGAGGAGGAGCAGGGCUUAUUCAGCAUGGAAGAAGAGGACGACGUGAAUGGAAAGAGCAAGGACGGUGCUUCGACUACUUCGAGCACCAGCAACAAACGAUUAAGCGGCCUUUCCUGGGGCAGUGGCGGCAAAGCGAGUCCCAACCCCGCUCCCAUCGGUGCCCAGAGAGCUCCCGCCAAGUACUGA